Messenger RNA from Periophthalmus magnuspinnatus, 990 nucleotides. RefSeq names its product centriole, cilia and spindle-associated protein a (gene ccsapa). The coding region runs from base 100 to 954 and encodes 284 amino acids. Gene Ontology annotation, cellular component: spindle; ciliary basal body; cytoskeleton. The record is from RefSeq and is a predicted model, not a curated record. Gene Ontology annotation, molecular function: microtubule binding. Gene Ontology annotation, biological process: regulation of mitotic spindle assembly. The transcript has 4 exons. NCBI's taxonomy places the organism in Eukaryota, Metazoa, Chordata, Actinopteri, Gobiiformes, Gobiidae.
CAGCGAUGCCCAUCUACGGGGAAUAAUUAGCGUUAAAACCCCCAAUCCCCUGGAGAAAAGCACUGGUUGUAUUUGAGCUGAAAUAAACUACCCAGGGCCAUGGUGACAAAGAAAGUGCGAACUGAGUACAUGAAGAAGUUUAAGGACCCAAAAUGGGACAGUUUCUCCAAAUGUUACGAGGACUGUCUGAAGUACCGCUUGACCCGGCGCGUGAUGGAGGGUGCCCACAGACCCUGGUUCUGGGAGGGCUGGGAGGGCAGUUCUGAGUCCAGUGGGUGGUCCACUCCCCUAGGCAGAGGUAGCCGGGUGGGCCCUCUGUCUGUGGCAUCUCCAGACACGACGGAGGUGACACAGAGGCUGAUGGAGCUGAGGACCACCCCAGGACCCAAGCACUGUUCUGGGGCAGAGGAGUCGGAGGAAGAGACUGGAGGAGGAGGUGGAGCAAAGACAGAUACAGCAGUUGUACAAAACGGCCCAAACGAAGUUAAUGCUAAUGCUAAUGACUCUUCCGCUGUGAAUGGUUUCCACGACGACACACCAACAGACAACGGCCCGAUCGACAGCGCUUCGUCCGAUGGGGAAAUCCUGCAGCCGCGGGCCAGACAGAGGCCUCGGCGGCGCCCCCAGAAAACCGAACCAGGACAGAACCAGGUACAGACCCAGGGCCAGAGAGGGGGGAAGACCAGAGCUAAGAGCCAGCCUCCGGCCAUCAGCAGAGAGAGGGAGAGCAGACUGGACUGGACACAGAAACACAUGGAGGCCAGGAGGACUCCUAUUGAUAGCCACACGUCAGAUGUCUGUGUCCAAACCGGUCGUCCCAGGACUGGCCUCCGCUCUCACAUGAGGAGAACCCGUUCCGCAGACCUGGACAAAAUCCGGAAGAACCAGCUGUCCGUGUCCGACAGUCCCUGGGUCACAGAGUAUAUGAGGUGCUUCUCUGCUCGGAUCAGGUAGAACAGCUGCAGGAACCAAAGGACUGAACAAGGGAAG